AUGGACCCCAGCUGCAUCAUUCUUAGUUGCAUUCUGUUCCUACAAAUGAUCCUGUUGUUGGGUAUGCUAAAUCCUAUUUACGAUGUCCGAGUCGUCACCUACAAUAUCAACUGUUUCACUAAAUAUUUUAAAAAGUACUACAUAAUGGGAAUUUUCGCUUAUUUUGCUACUAUCAUCUACCAUGGCAUGUACAUUCCUCUUCAGAACAUCAUACGGCUGAUAUUUUCUAAAAACAUUUACGAGGUCGAAAAACUAAUCUUGCUGAGUCGUGUCGAAAAGAAUUAUAUAAUUGCUGGGUUCUCUCUGUUCUUAUUGGUCGUAACUUUCGCGGUAAAAGCUUUGCUUUCGUACACGGCAAGUCUGGCUGAAAUAUGCAGAAGGAGCGAACCUUUGGUGCUCUCUCCGGGGUCGAUGAAAGAGAAAAAAAUGAUUUCAAACGAAAACAUACUAGCCAAUUUGCUACGCGUCAAAAGGUCUAUUUCGUAUGAGACUAUUAUGUUUGCGAACGACAUGAGAGAACAAUUUAAGACUAUGAUCAAGAGCAUGGAUACGCCGCAGAGUCAAGAGCCCCUUUCUAGUAUCGUGGAGUCUACGAAUGGUUACGUACUAUGA
This is a messenger RNA of Bombyx mandarina (wild silkworm), 612 nucleotides long. RefSeq lists its product as uncharacterized. The record is from RefSeq and is a predicted model, not a curated record. Lineage: Eukaryota; Metazoa; Arthropoda; Insecta; Lepidoptera; Bombycidae.